Aphidius gifuensis is the source of this 1280-nucleotide messenger RNA. Its product is annotated as UPF0605 protein CG18335-like. The coding region runs from base 173 to 1105 and encodes 310 amino acids. Lineage: Eukaryota; Metazoa; Arthropoda; Insecta; Hymenoptera; Braconidae. The record is from RefSeq and is a predicted model, not a curated record. The transcript is spliced from 7 exons.
UAGGAAAGAAAAAAAAAAAAAAAAAAAGAAAACAUGUCUUGAAUUAGAAAAAAAAAGCUUAUAAAACAUGAAAUUUUAGUAAUUAAUUUUUUUUUUAUACAUAUUUUUAUAUAAUAUAGUAUUUUUUUUUUUUUUAUAUAAAUUAUUUGUUAAUAUAAUAAUAACAGAAAUAAUGGCAUCAGUAUCUUUGUUAAUGACAGCAGAACCUCACCUGGUACCCGGGUAUGCGGGUUUUUGUCCACAGUUUCGUUAUAGAUGUGGUGAAACAUACGGUAAUGUUACACAUAAACUUCUUCUUGAUCCAUGCGUUAAUCAUGCUGAGACACUUGUGUUGACAAAUAGAGUAGCUGGUGAUUAUGAUGUAAUGAGACCAGCCAAAGAUGAUAUUGAUAUUGUUAAUAGACGUUUUAAAGUGAGAGAUUCAACUUAUAAAUAUCCAAUGGUUGAAGGCUAUCAAGGAUUUGUACCAAGAUUAAAUGGUAAAUUAGGACAAAAACAAACAAUUUUAGCAAUUGAAGGUUUAGCUGAUUUUGAACGUCAACAAAUACGUGAAAGAGCUACAUUAAAUCAUUUAAAUAAAGUUAUUGGCCUUCAGGAUAAACGAAUGCAUCCAUUAAGUCUUCAAGAGCGUCAACUAAUCAAGAGUAAUAAUCAAUUACCACUUUCAACUGUCAGACCUGAUUAUACUAGAACAUUACGUAAUUUACCAGUUGAAGAACCUUGUGAACAGCCAAGAAAUCAAAAUCCUUCUCCAUAUUUUAUGGACAAUACAAAUGAACAAAAAUACUUUGUUAGUGGGUAUUCAGGUCACAUACCAUACGGUUAUGCACACUUUGGUGCUUCACAUUUACCAGUAACAAAUAGUGCAUUAUGUGAUUUUACAACAAAUUAUAAAUCAAGACAAAGUACUGAAUGGGCACCAGUAACAAUGUCACAACCAGAACCACCAGUUCUUAUUAGAUCAACUGAUAUUCAUCAUAAAAAUAUUGGUUUAAUACCAAAUUAUCUUGGUCAUGUACCAGGUGCUAGAUUCAGAUAUGGAAAAACAUUUGGCAAUGAUACACGUGAUGGUAAACGUUGGCUUCGUGGUGAUUUUUCGAAUUAAUUAUUUCGAUAAUAUAUAAAAUACAAAAUUUUUAUAAAAAAUAUAUUUAUCAAAUAAUUGGCAAUACAAAAAAUUAAUUACUUUGAUCGGAUUUCCAUUUACGUAAUAUUUUUUCGGCAAUCUGAAGAUUUUCAUCUUUCUAAAAUAUAAAAAUUGAAUUUAUUUUUUAAUAAUA